AUGGCGCGCCUUUCUGCUCCUUCCACGGCAUCGGCCUCACAGCCUGCACCACCUACACCGGCGCCCUCCAGCAGCGGCAAAUUGAAAAGGAAGCGCUCAAGAAAAAGCCUGGAUGCAGCCGACGCACGCUUCUGGGCCGAGGCCGAGCGCUCAAAGGAGCUUCGAAAUGGCUUCCGCAUCACCUACCUCAGCAAAUCUCCCGAGGGACAACCGCACGCCGUCAAGAAAAAGCGGAGACUGAUUGAUACGCUGCGCGGUGAUAAUGGGGACAACACCGAGGCAAACCCUCUCAAAUCGCAGCCCAAUCCUUUUCCCGAGGCCGACCUUGGCGACGUCUAUUAUAAUGUAGAGCCGAAAAGCUACUGGGAAGCUACUCAAUUGAAGGGGCUCAGAAGGUGUAUAUUGGUAGAUGAGGACGACGAGGAGGAAUUCUCCAUAGGCACCUAUGUGCACAUCAGACCCGGCAACGAUGCUGCACGGAAUGCGGCAAUCGAUACGUGGAUCGGCAAGGUACUGGAAAUACGAGCGGGAGACGCGUCGCAUGUCUACGUACGGAUAUACUGGAUGUACCGUCCUGAAGACCUCCCGGGUGGUCGCAAACCAUAUCACGGAACGAACGAGCUGAUUGCUUCAAAUGACAUGGCCGUUAUCGAAGCCCAAACAAUAGAGUGCAGCGUGGACGUCUAUCAUUGGGAGGACAAUGCGAACAACAACUUUGAUCCGGAGAAGGAGCUGUACUGGAGGCAGACUCUCGAUGUCACUGACGGGAAGAAAAGGCUCUCGCAACUUGACACCUACUGUAUUGACCACACUCCCGCUAACCCAGAAAUCCCACUCCUCCACUGCGAAGGCUGCAACACCUGGUUACAUUCCUCUUGCCUCGAAAAAAAUGCAGUAAGAAUUGCAUGCCAGAAUGCGAACAUGCCAUAUUCAAGCCCGAAGAAGAGAAAACGCAGAGGCCGCCCCGCCAGACCCGCAUUCGCCGCUCAGUUCAGUAUCAGCAAAGGACGACCGAGCAUAACCAUUGUGGAUCAGCGUCGGGGAAAAGAGAAGGUUGUACGCAACAUGCUCGUUGUGUGUCUGUCUUGCGGCGAGAGAAUUGAAAGAGUUUCUUCCAGCCAACCGGCCCUGCUGAACAAAGAAUCAGGUGGGGAAGGGACGAAUGGUGAGAAAGCGGGAAAGGCGGUCGAGACGGGGCCGCAGGAUGAGGGAGUGGAAGAGCAGAAAGAAGAGUCAGAGGAAGACGAGGCGUUGGGUGAACAAGACCAAGCCGCGUCAACUGCCACACCCAAAGUCAACGGCACGAAACGGGACAGGCAAAGCAGUGAGAACACCACACCCACUUCGGCCCCUGAGUCGACUGAACGAUGUGUAGAUACCUGGGACACCCCCGCGAGACUGAUAAGAUCGGUCUCUCGCCUAUUCCGAGCGCGAUCUACGGAGCCAGAGUGA
This is a messenger RNA of Westerdykella ornata, 1452 nucleotides long. RefSeq lists its product as uncharacterized. NCBI's taxonomy places the organism in Eukaryota, Fungi, Ascomycota, Dothideomycetes, Pleosporales, Sporormiaceae. The transcript is spliced from 3 exons. Bases 1 to 1452 code for a protein of 483 amino acids. Gene Ontology annotation, molecular function: chromatin binding. The record is from RefSeq and is a predicted model, not a curated record.